GAGGAGGACGAAGCGCCCGGGCGCCCCGCACGGCCGAGGGGAUCGGGGAGCCCCGAGGGCGGCCCCGGGAUGCGGGGGGCCGAGGCCGGGGCCGCGGGGGCUGGCGGCCGCUCCGCCUGACGGGACCGUGGGGACGCCACCGGGCGCCCCGUGCGAGCUAACGCCCCCCAACGUGGCGCAUCCCCCGGCGCGGCCAGGGACGGUACCCGGGCGGACGAGGCGGUGGGGUGCCGGGGGGGCUCGGGGGGGACAGCUUCGCCCGCCGCCCGCCCCGCGCCCACGGCUGCCCCCAUGCUGGACCACAGAAGCAGGAUGGAGAGCUCCCGGCAGGAGAAGGUGGAGCAGAUCCUGUCGGAGUUCCGGCUGAGGGAGGAGGACCUGAAGAAGGUGAUGCACCGCAUGCAGAAGGAGAUGGACCGCGGGCUGAAGCUGGAGACGCACGAGGAAGCCUCGGUGAAGAUGCUGCCCACCUACGUCCGCUCCACGCCCGAGGGCUCAGAGGUCGGGGACUUCCUCUCGCUGGACCUCGGCGGCACCAACUUCCGCGUGAUGCUGGUGAAGGUGGGCGAGGGGGAGGAGGGGCAGUGGAAGGUGAAGACGAAGCACCAGAUGUACUCCAUCCCCGAGGACGCCAUGACGGGGACGGCCGAGAUGCUCUUCGACUACAUCUCCGAGUGCAUCUCCGACUUCCUGGACAAGCAUCAGAUGAAGCACAAAAAGCUGCCCCUGGGCUUCACCUUCUCCUUCCCCGUGCGGCACGAGGACAUCGACAAGGGCAUCCUGCUGAACUGGACCAAGGGCUUCAAAGCCUCCGGAGCAGAAGGGAACAACGUGGUCGGGCUCCUGCGAGACGCCAUCAAACGGCGAGGGGUGAGGCGGCCGCUGGCCCCGCGCCGGCUGC
Oxyura jamaicensis (ruddy duck) is the source of this 901-nucleotide messenger RNA. RefSeq names its product hexokinase-4-like. The annotation marks the transcript as partial. The record is from RefSeq and is a predicted model, not a curated record. NCBI's taxonomy places the organism in Eukaryota, Metazoa, Chordata, Aves, Anseriformes, Anatidae. The transcript is spliced from 5 exons. Gene Ontology annotation, molecular function: mannokinase activity; fructokinase activity; glucokinase activity. Gene Ontology annotation, biological process: glucose 6-phosphate metabolic process; regulation of insulin secretion; glycolytic process. Gene Ontology annotation, cellular component: mitochondrion; cytosol.